Talaromyces proteolyticus is the source of this 2079-nucleotide messenger RNA. RefSeq names its product putative RNA polymerase II mediator complex component SRB4. The transcript is spliced from 3 exons. Gene Ontology annotation, biological process: regulation of transcription by RNA polymerase II. Gene Ontology annotation, cellular component: mediator complex; core mediator complex. Lineage: Eukaryota; Fungi; Ascomycota; Eurotiomycetes; Eurotiales; Trichocomaceae. Bases 1 to 2079 code for a protein of 692 amino acids. Gene Ontology annotation, molecular function: transcription coregulator activity. The record is from RefSeq and is a predicted model, not a curated record.
AUGGAGCAAGGCAGUUCACUCACCCUGCCAUUGCGAGCACAGGUGAACAGCGGCACUAAAACGGACAACCUACCCACCCGAAUAGCUCAGAUUAAUGCUCAGCGCGGGUCUUUUCGCAACGUCACCGAACAAAGCUUGGAGGACGAGAUCGCGGCUCUGAAACAAAAGCGCAAGGAAAUCAGAGACGGCCAAGAUGAGGGGGAGGAAGCUUGCGAACAGACAGCUGACCUGGAUGCAACUGAGCGCCAUGAAUUGCUGUAUAAGCGACGAGCGGAAAUUGCGCAAUUUGCUGCGCAGGCGCACAUGGAAGUGCAAUUCGCGUUAGACUUUGUGUCGCUUCUCCUCUCCAAAUAUACCCCGCGUCAAGCAGAGCAGACCAUUUCGCCGUACCUUAAGCAAAAUCUCCCUACUGGUUCUUUGAAUGUGGAUGUUGUCAAGGCUCCCCAAAAGUCAGAGUCGAGUCGCAGGGACGCGCAAACGGUUGCCCGUGGGUGGAAGUUAGAGAGUUUUAAAUCAUCAGCCAAUAAGCUUCUAAAAGUUGCAUCUCGUCUCGAUAGUGAAGUCGCCGCCGAAACCAAGUACUGGGACCAGGUGCUAGCCAUCAAAGAGAAGGGCUGGAAAGUAUGCAGGCUGCCAAGAGAACGACAAGCUUUGGGUGUUCAGUAUGGAUUUUUGGAAGCCACUCCUGUUUUCCGCGACAGAGGCCUCGCAUCAUUACGACGGGCUGAUGACGGCACACUUAUAUUAGACAAAGGACUAGUGCCAAUAAGAUCAAAAGCAGUGCGGGUGCGUGUGAGAAAGGAAGGCAAAAUCACCGGCAGAUCGGAUUUAUCCCAGUUUGUUGCCGCUGCUGCUACCGAGGACUCGAUUGAGAAAACCAUCCUGCAAGCUCGCGACACUUUAUUCGAGGAAGAGCUUUUCCAUGAACUCAACCGAGAGGCACGAGCCCUAUCUAGCUCGGGAGUAACUACACAUCGAAAUCUGAUUGAAUUUGAGUAUGACGAAGGCGAGCAUAUCCUCCUAGAUCUUGUGGACCUGGCGGAUAUACCCAAAGAAACCGAACCGACAGAACCCACCGCACAAUGCGGCGCCAUCGCUGAAGCAACUGCUCACUCUCUUCGAAUUCUUCUAUCAUACGCCCACCGACAAAACUUACGCCGCCGAACACAAUUCCCCCCACCACUCACCAACCAGAAACGACCUACACCACAAUACCAACUCCUCCGGCCCAUUCUAUCCUACCUUCAACACGACGCGCAUGUCCGCUCUUUACAAGAAUUUCUAUAUGACAUCUACCAAGUUUUAAAAGCAGCCGGCCUUCCCUCAGAGUACACGGGCUCGGCCUUCUCAUCGCUGAAAUUCAAUACUAAACCCCAACACCAACACCUCCAACUCCCCGCUGUCGAAACCCUCGUAAGCCAAUUCCUCGAGCCUCUCGAGUCCCGAUUCUCAGGAACAAUGGCAAACCAGAGCAGCACGUUCAACAUCCGAAUCCACACCAACACCGGCACUGAAACAAAUCCCAACCAACGCCUCGCCACUACCACAUCAACAAUCGGCACCGAGUACGAACUCUCCAUCCGCCUGCCAAACUUCCCAUACACCCAACCACCCUCACGUAUCGGCGUGAAGAAGGAAGUUGAAUCCUUCCUCCUGCAUCUAUUAACCCUCGACUUAACGACCUACUUCACCUCCAUAUCACCGCAAAACACAACCCCCUCAAACCCUCCACUUUCUCUAUCAUGGGAAUCUCCCUUCCCGCAUCACGGCGAGGUAAUCGGCGUGAAACCCAACGACGAAACCAACCGUGCAUCGAAACAGCUAUGGAUCGAAAUCAAACGAGAUGCCCUCAUUCUACGAAUACUUUCUGAUAUCGACAAGAGCUUCGACAAUAACGAUGAGGGGGAAAGAAAAGAAGAAAUUUCGAAAUUUGUAGAUGGGGAGGGCGUGUUCAGAUAUACUCGACCAGAUAGGAGGGCUGCUCAUGCCAAGCUUCUCUAUGAGUGGAGACUCGGCGGUGAUAAUGAGCCGCGGAAGACGUUGAAGGAUGUUAUUGGCGAGAUUUCGCGGUGUGAUUGA